This is a messenger RNA of Dujonia railenensis, 1140 nucleotides long. Lineage: Eukaryota; Fungi; Ascomycota; Pichiomycetes; Serinales; Debaryomycetaceae. The record is from the annotation of a GenBank genome assembly.
AUGUCUGAUACAACUGGAAAAACCAUUACUUGUAAAGCUGCUGUUGCUUGGGAAGCAGCCAAGCCAUUGUCAAUUGAAGAAAUUGAAGUUCUCCCACCAAGAGCUCACGAAGUCCGUAUCAAGAUCCUUCAUACCGGUGUCUGUCACACUGAUGCAUACACAUUGAGUGGGGUUGAUCCAGAAGGUGCCUUCCCAGUUGUCUUAGGACAUGAAGGUGCAGGUAUCGUUGAGUCCGUCGGUGAAGGUGUGACUAACGUGAAGGUUGGUGACCACGUUGUUGCCUUAUACACCCCAGAAUGUAAGGAAUGCAAGUUCUGUAAGUCAGGAAAGACCAACUUGUGUGGUAAGAUCAGAGCCACCCAAGGUAAGGGUGUUAUGCCAGAUGGUACCUCCAGAUUCAAGUGUAAGGGUAAGGACUUGUUACACUUCAUGGGAUGUUCCACCUUCUCUCAAUAUACUGUUGUUGCUGAUAUUUCAGUUGUCGCCGUUAACCCAGAAGCUAAACCAGAUAGAACUUGUUUAUUAGGAUGUGGUAUCACCACUGGUUACGGUGCCGCUACCAUUACUGCCAACGUUCAAGAAGGUGACAACGUUGCAGUAUUCGGUGCUGGAUGCGUUGGUUUAUCUGUUGUCCAAGGUGCUAAGGAAAGAAAGGCUGCCAAGAUUAUAGUCGUUGAUAUUAAUGAUAAGAAGAAGGAAUGGGCUGACAAAUUCGGUGCCACCGACUUCGUCAAUCCAACUACAUUACCAGAAGGCACCACUAUUGUUGACAAAUUAGUCGAAAUGACCGACGGUGGUUGUGAUUACACUUUUGACUGUACUGGUAAUGUCCACGUGAUGAGAAAUGCAUUAGAAGCUUGUCACAAGGGUUGGGGUGUUUCCGUUAUUAUCGGUGUAGCCGCUGCUGGUAAGGAAAUCUCCACCAGACCAUUCCAAUUGGUCACCGGUAGAGUUUGGAAGGGUGCAGCAUUCGGUGGUGUCAAGGGUAGAUCUCAAUUACCAGGAAUCGUUGAUGACUACAUGGCUGGAAAAUUGAAGGUUGACGACUUUAUCACUCACAGACACCCAUUGGACAACAUUAACACUGCCUUUGAAGACAUGCACGCUGGUGACUGUAUAAGGGCUGUCAUUGAUUUGUAA